Messenger RNA from Salvia miltiorrhiza (redroot sage), 495 nucleotides. RefSeq names its product ethylene-responsive transcription factor ERF017-like. The record is from RefSeq and is a predicted model, not a curated record. Gene Ontology annotation, biological process: regulation of DNA-templated transcription. Lineage: Eukaryota; Viridiplantae; Streptophyta; Magnoliopsida; Lamiales; Lamiaceae. Gene Ontology annotation, molecular function: DNA-binding transcription factor activity; DNA binding. The coding region runs from base 1 to 495 and encodes 164 amino acids. The transcript has a single exon.
AUGAUGAAAUCACGUGAGAAGCAGCAGCAACCUUCAUGCUCCGCCACCGUCGCCGCUUUAGAGGUUGUUCAAGAAGCUUCCUCUUCCUCCUCCUGCAAAUACAAGGGCGUGUGCAAGCGUAAGUGGGGGAAAUACGUCUUCGAGAUCAAGCUCCCUAACUGCAGGGAGAGGCUCUUGCUCGAAUCCUACGACACGACGGUGAAGGUAGCGCGUGCCUUCGAUGCCGCCCUCUACUGUCAAGAUCCUGGUCGUCACCGCCGAUUGACCUUGGUGGAGAAGGCGGCGCGUGCCUUCGGCGGAGAUCUGGGCAACGCCAAGUUCAAUUUCCCCGACAAUCCACCCGAGAUCCAGAUCCAGGUCGCCGCCGCUCGCUUUGCCCAUGCGUCCACCGACGCCGAGACCUCGAGUCGGGUGGUCGACGAUCUCGACUCCCAGUGGAACUCGCUCUCCUCGUCGGAGGUGCUGCAGCACGCAGAGGGAUUUCAAUAUUACUAA